Messenger RNA from Vicia faba (fava bean), 411 nucleotides. NCBI's taxonomy places the organism in Eukaryota, Viridiplantae, Streptophyta, Magnoliopsida, Fabales, Fabaceae. The record is from the annotation of a GenBank genome assembly.
AUGGUCCCAAAGGAAGAGUGGCCUGUAUAUUCUGUUUGUGACGUUUCAGCUUUCACUCUCCUCCCUCAAAAUGUUAGCGAUUUCCUAUCAAGAGAUCUACCAUGUCGGAGACCUAAACGCACUCCAAUCUCCGUCAACCAAUGCAUCCCUGCCUCCUUCUCUCAUUCUUUCGUUCUACUUCUCAUAACCCUUCAGAUACUCUCUAAUUCUAAUCUCAAAAGCGAAAACCUAGAUGAGAGUGAUGAUGAACGCGGCGAUGAACGUUGCAGAUCUGUGAUGAAGAUGCGCGAGGAGUUUGUUGUAGGAGCAUCAGCGGGAACCAAAUUAUUCAAUGGUUUGGAAGGUGCAUCAACAGGAUGCGAAUUAUUCAAUGCUUUGCAAACUCAGGAAGUAGAAUUCGCAUUGAUUUGA